This is a messenger RNA of Lachancea nothofagi CBS 11611, 1665 nucleotides long. The record is from the annotation of a GenBank genome assembly. NCBI's taxonomy places the organism in Eukaryota, Fungi, Ascomycota, Saccharomycetes, Saccharomycetales, Saccharomycetaceae.
AUGGAGCUUUUGUUUCGACAACUGAGUACCGCUUCCAUCAACAGCUUUCUCUUGAGGAGGUUUUCGAGGUCCUUUGCUCAAAAAGCUGGUAGAGCAAAUAUAAAAGGUCAAGCUUCAAGACACAAGCUGAAGAGUGAAAUUUCAAGCACCAAGAAGCCUCAAAGUCGCAAUAGCAAAAGUACGGGUAGUGCCAACGUAUUUCAUUAUGGAAGUUUUGGUGGACUCAAAGAGAUAUCAGAUACAGAGCAACAGAAGGCUUUGGGUGUAUUGAAUAAAAUCACAGAAUUCGAACAACUGAAGAUUCUGCCACAAGUGAGAAGCGCCAUUCAAGAAGUGAUUUCGGAAGAAUCCAUUGCAAUUCCGAGCGAAAAAACCUCAAAUUCAACUUCGAUCAAGCCUUCCCCGAUUCAAAUCACUGUAAUUCAAAAGCUGUCGAAGACGCUUAUGGACAAAAAUUUACAGGUACAUACAGUUGCUGCAGAAACUGGGUCUGGCAAAACAGUUGCAUAUCUGACGCCACUGUUUGACUACUUGAAGCGAGUUGAGCUAGAAGCACCCGAAAGCUGGGACCUAAUUAAGGACAAGGCCAUAAUUCGCGCUGUUAUUCUGGUUCCAACACACGAGCUUGUGGAACAGGUUUACAAAACUGUUGAGCAGAGCGCAAAAUUAUUGAACCUCCAUGCGUUUCGCUGGAACAUGGACACAAGCUACAACGAUUUUAUAGAGGCCGUCAAGAACAGAAUCGACGUUUUGGUUACAACCCCUGGAAAAAUUCAGAAUAUGUUCAAAGUUAGGAUUAUCAAUAGACCCGAGCGACUACUUUCAGGGGUACGUUUCGCUGUCUUAGAUGAGGCAGACACGCUCAUGGAUAGAUCAUGGCUCGAAGAAACACAUGGUGCCAUUCAGUCGAUGCCUAAUGUGAAUCACCUCCUAUUUUGCUCCGCUACUAUUCCCAGUGAGUUUAGUAAGACCAUGGAGCGCAUUUUCCCUACUUCGCAGUCCGUAACUACGCCCAAGCUGCACAAAAUCUCACAGAAGAUUGACUUUAAAUUAAUAGACGCUAGCCUCAACCCAUACAAAGGGUCUAAGACAAAGGCGCUUGCACAAAUCCUUUAUGCGAUUAUGAAAGAUGGUACAGAAGAAGGAUUUGAGAAACGUUGCGUUGUCUUCGUUAAUGAGAAAAAGGAUGCUAGUAAACUUGCAGAUCAACUUUGCUCUAAAUAUGGACAUGACUGUGUCAGCCUUACCGGAGAAGAUUCGGUAGAGGAGAGGCUGAAAAAAAUUGAGGUUUUUGUCAAACGUCCUAGGCUUUUGAAGGAUUUGGAUUUCGAAUCUGCACCUGCCCCGCUGCAGGACGAAGGUUCUCUGACAUUGCCUAACUCCAACAUUAGACUUACCAAGCCAGUGGUAUCCCCAGAUUCGAGGAGAAUCUCUCUCAAGGUUUUAGUCACUACAGACCUCAUGGCAAGAGGAUUAAAUUUUCAAGGUGUACGAAACGUUAUUCUUUACGAUGUCCCAAAGACUUCGAUCGACCUUGUGCAUAGAGCCGGCAGAACAGGCAGAAUGAAGCAAGGUGGAAGAGUUUUCAUGAUUACUGAUAAAAGAACCAAAUCCUGGGCUAAAGCGGUACCAAAAAUUGUUAGAAACAAUAAGGCAUUAUCAUAA